This is a messenger RNA of Camelina sativa (false flax), 2946 nucleotides long. RefSeq names its product eukaryotic translation initiation factor 3 subunit C. Gene Ontology annotation, cellular component: eukaryotic translation initiation factor 3 complex. Gene Ontology annotation, biological process: translational initiation. The record is from RefSeq and is a predicted model, not a curated record. Lineage: Eukaryota; Viridiplantae; Streptophyta; Magnoliopsida; Brassicales; Brassicaceae. Gene Ontology annotation, molecular function: translation initiation factor binding; RNA binding; translation initiation factor activity.
UCACGGUUCCUUCUGGGAUUUAAUCCUUUGUCUUACGUUGUCGGCUUGUCGCUCGCUUCUCACCCGAACAGAUCCGACUCUGGUAGAUUCAGGUUCUCAUUACUUUCAUUGACUAGCGUUUACCUCUUCUGCUAAUAAAGAUGUCUAAGUUCUUUGAUCCUCAGAGUGAAAGUGAUAGUGAUUAUGAAAGUGAUGUCGAGUUGGACGUGGUUCAAGAUACCAAUGCUGCUAGUGCCUCGCGUUACCUUCCAGGUGGCAGUGAUAGUGAGGACGAUGAUCUCCGUAAACGUGUUGUUCAGCCAGCCAAAGACAAGCGUUUUGAAGAGAUGGUUAGUACCACAGAGCUGAUGAAGAAUGCUAUUAAGAUCAAUGACUGGGUUAGUCUACAAGACAACUUUGAUAAGAUUAACAAGCAGUUGGAAAAAGUUAUGAGGGUUACAGAGGCUGUGAAGGCUCCAAUCUUGUACAUUAAAACCCUUGUGAUGUUGGAGGAUUUCCUAAACGAAACUCUGGCCAACAAGGAAGCAAAGAAAAAGAUGAGCACUAGCAACUCCAAGGCCUUGAACUCAAUGAGGCAGAGAUUGAAGAAGAACAACAAGCUCUAUGAAGAUGAAAUUAACAAAUAUAGGGAGUCGCCAGAAACCGAGGAAGUGAAGGAAUCAGAGGAUGAAGAUUCUGAAGAUGACGACGAGGAUGAUGAAUCUGAGGAUGACGUUAAUGUGGAGGCUGAUUCUGAAGAGGAUAAAGGUGAUCCCUCUUGGGAGAAGAUGCUUAGUAAGAAAGAUAAACUUAUGGAGAAGUUGUAUAAUAAAGAUCCUAAAGAGAUCACAUGGGACUGGGUCAACCAAAAGUUCAAAGAAGUUGUGGCUGCCCGUGGCAAGAAGGGAACUGCACGAUUUGAACUCGUUGAUCAGCUUUCACACCUGAUAAGGAUUGCCAAAACUCCUGCACAGAAACUUGAAAUCUUGUUUAGUGUUAUUUCUGCACAGUUUGAUGUGAAUCCUGGUCUCAAUGGACACAUGCCUAUCAAGGUCUGGAAGAAGUGUGUGAAUAACAUGCUUACGAUACUGGACAUUCUUGUCAAAUAUGAUAACAUCGUUGUCGAUGAUACGAUUGAGCAUGAUGAGAAUGAAACUUCAAAACCAGAAGAUUUUGAUGGAACAGUUCGGGUUUGGGGUAACCUUGUUGCAUUUGUGGAGAGGAUAGACACUGAAUUUUUCAAGAGUUUGCAGUCCAUAGAUCCUCAUACACGUGAGUAUGUGGACAGAUUGAGAGAUGAGCCGAUGUUCUUAGCUCUUGCUCAAAACAUCCAGGACUACUUUGAGCGGUCUGGUGACUAUAAAGCUGCGGCAAAGGUGGCCUUAAGACAAGUUGAAUUAAUUUACUACAAACCUCAGGAAGUUUAUGAUGCCAUGAGGAAACUGGCUGAGCUGGUUGUGGAAGAAGAAGAAGAAGAUAGUGAGGAGCCCAAAGAGGGAGCUGGACCUCCUGCUUCAUUCAUUGUUGUUCCAGAGGUUGUUCCUCGUAAGCCUACCUUCCCAGAGAGUAGUCGAGCUAUGAUGGAUGUUCUCGUCUCCCUUAUUUACAAAUAUGGAGAUGAACGGACCAAAGCCCGUGCGAUGUUAUGUGAUAUAUAUCAUCGUGCUUUAGUGGAUGAGUUUGUGUCUGCUAGGGACUUGUUGCUGAUGAGUCAUCUGCAGGACAAUAUUCAGCACAUGGACAUCUCAACCCAGAUCCUCUUUAAUAGGUCCAUGGCACAGCUUGGUCUCUGCGCGUUCCGGGUUGGAAUGAUUACCGAAGCUCACAGCUGCCUGUCUGAACUGUACUCUGGUCAAAGGGUGCGGGAGUUGCUUGCUCAAGGUGUCCAGCAAAGCCGAUAUCAUGAGAAGACUCCCGAGCAGGAAAGAUUGGAAAGGAGACGACAGAUGCCAUAUCACAUGCACAUAAACCUUGAGCUUCUCGAAGCUGUUCAUCUCAUAUGUGCCAUGCUACUAGAGGUCCCUAACAUGGCAGCCAAUUCUCAUGAUGUUAAACGCAGGGUGAUUAGCAAGAACUUCCGUCGUCUGCUCGAGAUCAGUGAGAGGCAAGCAUUCAUUGCUCCUCCUGAGAACGUUCGUGAUCAUGCCAUGGCAGCAACCCGAGCUCUCAUUAAAGGAGACUUCCAAAAGGCUUUUGAAGUUGUGAACUCUCUUGAUGUCUGGAGACUGUUCAAGAAUCGGGAAACCAUCCUUGCUAUGGUGAAUAAUAGAAUCAAAGAAGAGGCUUUGAAGACUUACCUCUUCACAUACUCGGCCUCUUACGCGUCCCUAAGUCUAGAUCAACUUGCCAAGAUGUUUGAUCUUUCUGAGAACAAAGUCCACAGCAUCGUGAGCAAGAUGAUGAUCAAUGAAGAACUCCAUGCAAGUUGGGACCAGCCUACACGUUGCAUCAUCUUCCACGAUGUGCAACACAACAGGUUGCAAACCUUGGCUUUCCAGUUAACGGAGAAGCUUGCUGUUCUUGCGGAGAGUAACGAGAGAGCAAUGGAGGCUAGGACCGGUGGUGGCGGUCUGGAUCUAAGUUCAAAAAGAAGAGACAACAAUCAAGACUACGGAGGAGGAGCAGGUGGUGGAAGGUGGCAAGAAAACAUGUCUUACACACAAGGAAGACAAGGUUACAACGGUGGUGUUAGGUCUGGUUAUGGUGGUAACAGAUCAGGUGGGUAUGCAAGAGGAAGAGGUGGGUAUGCAGCAGGAAGAGGUGGAACAGGGAAUAGAGGAAUGCAGAUGGAUGGCACGAGCCGUAUGGUAAGUCUUAACCGAGGUGUUCGUAUGUAAGACUGACUUGGUUACAUUUCAAAACAUAAAACCCAAAUUAAAGGAGGAGAUCUCUAGUAAAACCUCUGUUGUUCUGUUCUGUUCUGUUUUUGACUCUAUAUAUAUUAAUAUCAAUUAUCAUAUACCCUAA